Messenger RNA from Hippopotamus amphibius kiboko, 894 nucleotides. It is a transcript of the gene RSPO4, whose product is annotated as R-spondin 4. The record is from RefSeq and is a predicted model, not a curated record. The transcript has 6 exons. The coding region runs from base 1 to 894 and encodes 297 amino acids. Lineage: Eukaryota; Metazoa; Chordata; Mammalia; Artiodactyla; Hippopotamidae.
AUGCGGGCGCCACUCUGCCUGUUGCUGCUCGUCGUCCACACCGUGGACAUGCUCCCCCUGAACCGAAGGAAGAAGCAAGUGGGCACUGGUCUGGGGGGCAACUGCACGGGCUGUGUCAUCUGCUCAGAGGAGAACGGCUGCUCCACCUGCCAGCAGAGGCUCUUCCUGUUCAUCCACCGGGAAGGUAUCCGCCAAUACGGGAAGUGUGUGCAUGACUGUCCCCCCGGCUACUACGGCGUCCGCGGCCAGGAGGUCAACAGGUGCAAAAAAUGUGGGGCCACGUGUGAGAGCUGCUUCAGCCAGGACUUCUGCAUCCAGUGCAAGAGGCGGUUUUACCUGUACAAGGGAAAGUGUCUGCCCACCUGCCCUCCGGGCACCACGGCCCAGCCGAGCACACGGGAGUGCCGGGAGGAGUGUGAGGUGAGCCCCUGGGGCAGCUGGAGCCCCUGCACACACAACGGGAAGACCUGCGGCUCAGCCUGGGGCCUGGAGACCCGCGUGCGAGAGGCCAGCCGGGCCGGGCAGGAGGAGGCAGCCGCCUGUCAGAUGCUGUCCGAAUCAAGGAAAUGUCCCAUCCGGAGGCCCUGCCCAGGAGAGAAAAACCCCAACCAGAAGAAGGGCCGGAAAGAUCGGCGCCCGCGCAAGGACCGGAAGCUGGACGGCAGGGGGGACGGCAGGGGGGACGGGAGAGAAAGUGUUUCUAAGAGCAGGGCGCAGGCCACAGCCCAGGCAGGCUUGUUGAGUCCUGAGCGCUCUGCUUCUGCUCCAGAGGAGACCACCGAAUCCAGAGCUGUGGGGGCCUCCAGCUCUGGCCAGUCCCUGGAGGCAUUUCCACAGCCCUCGGCCACCAGCUUCCCUGGGAACCCCCUGGAAGAGGCACUGAAGGCUUCCUGA